Molecule: messenger RNA, 7689 nt
Organism: Drosophila bipectinata
Lineage: Eukaryota; Metazoa; Arthropoda; Insecta; Diptera; Drosophilidae
Source: RefSeq, a predicted model, not a curated record
AUGAAUUACAAUAUGAAUGAACUUGAGGCAACUAGGUUGCUGAGACACCCCAGACGUUGCUGGGGCAGUGCCUAUAGCAGGAGAAUUGUGGCCAUCUCGGGAAUCGUAAUCCUCACACUGCUGUUUACAAUGAUUUACCAUGGCCUUGUUGUGGAGAGGAUGGACCGCGUGCAGCAGAUUGCCGCCCUGAAUGCCCAGCACAGAUUGCUGGCAAAUCAACCCUUCGACGAGGAUCAGCUGCCCUUGAUAGUCAGCCCCCAAACGUUGCACUUUAAGCUCCUGGAUGAGGACGCGGAUAAGGAGACGGAUGAUAGCCAGCACAGGAAGAAGCGGUUGAAGAACAUGUUGCUCAAGUUCCGGUUGCACAAAAAGCACAAGACUCGUCGCGAGUUGCCCCGAAAGGAUCUGCUUGAUCCUGUCCAGGUGGAGGCUAACCUGCAGCACCUCUACAACAAGCUAAGGAGCAAGAGGGCCAGGGAGGCUCUCAGCCAACUCGAGAACGAGUUUGUGCGCUGCAAGAAGGAAACCCCCAAGGACUGCAUGUCGGCCUUUUUGAAGAUGUACAAAAUGGCCAGAGAUGUGGCCGAAAAAAUGGAGAAAAUGAAGGCCAUAAUGCGAGAGCAACAGCCUCUGCUGGAGUCUGAAAGCAUGGAGUCAGAGGAGCACAAAAAUAAAGAGUUAACAUCCGACAAUCUGGUGGUGCAAGAGACCACUGUUUUCGCCACUGUGGUGUCUGGUAAUGCCACCGAGAAGCCUCAGCGGACGAAGAUAAAGCCUUCCAGGAUAAGCUGGAUCAUUGAUGGGCACGACCAUGAUGAUGAGGUAUAUACUGACGACACCCCUAAGACAGUUGCGACCACUAAGGAACCAGGAAGCACAACCCCUUCAGCACCGACCACUCCACAGGCUUUGGACAGCACCAGCGAGAAGAUCAGCUGGAUUUUGGACCAGUUCGACAAACCCAAAGAGAUUUUGCGCACCACCGAAGGACCUGGCAUCAAGAAAACCACUCCAAUAGCAGAAAUGGAAAAGCCAACUGAAGCAUCUGUGGGAUUUAAUGUAACCACAGAUGGUCCGUCGGAAGAUGGAACCACACCGGGGCAGCGAAAACCUGAAAUCGAUUGGAUUAUAGAUGGUAAUGAGGAGGUGGAGCCCCUUGGAAAUAACACCAGCACCACCAUCACUGCACUCAUUAGCACUACGGAACCCAACGAAGCUCUAAUAAACUCCACGGUUACAACAACCAAGCAGGAUACCACCACAUUAGUGGGAACCACGGAAGGCACAGCUACCACAUCCAGUCAGCGGAAGCUGCAGUUCGAUUGGAUAAUAGAUGGCGAGGAGGUGGAUGAGCUACAGAAUAAUUCCACCACCACCACAACGUUAGUUCCCACAACAAUCAUCACCACUGAAUCCAACGAAGGAUUGCCAAACACAACAGUAUCGACUGCUGUCCCGGAACCUGUAAAGAUUAGCUGGAUAAUUGACGGGAAUGAAGGUAGCGGGGAACCGAGUGCGACCUCCACCACGCAACCUAAGCUGACCACCAGGCAGGUUCACAGCGACUCGAUGGAUGGCCCCAGAUCUGAACAUCCUCUGGACAAUCCAAGCAGCAUCGAAAACAUGCUGGAGAGCUUCGAGCGGCAUGAGCAAGACAAACCCGUUCUAAAAGAACUAAGCGCCAAUGAAUCCUCCCAAGAAACUGCCACGGAUGUGUAUGAAAGGCAGGUCUGGCUGAAGAAGUUCCAGCAGCAGGCUAGGCCAAACCAGGACGAGCUGAUAGACACUUUCGGUUCAGGCUUGGACGCGAAAAUGUUGGAAAAAAUGAGACCCAAGAUGAAUCCUUUGAAGGGUCAGCCCUGGAAUGCUGCUGAUGCCCAGAUCCUGAGCCUGUGCGAAAGGGUGGCCCAGAAAAUGAGGAAUAGGGGAUCCACUUUGACGGAGGGCGAAACCAAGGAGAAAGGGGAGACCUUCACUGCCUCGCCAAGUGUCCAGUUCACCAGCCGAGCUCCUGGUGGUUUUCCAGUAUCCGGAGAGACGAUGAAGGCUUCUGCCCAGUUCAUGUUCAAUCCCAAUUUCGGAAUGCCCAGCAUUCCAGUCUGCUUUUACAUGACUCCGGCCAACUUCCGCAUGCCCAUGUGGUCAGCCUCUCCCUCAUUUAUGGGAAUGCAGGGCGGCCACUUUGGAGGAUCCUCUAAUGCCGGCGGUGGUAUCUUCUUCGUGCCCCAACAGUUUGGACCGAGUGGAAACUUUUUCGGUGGUAGCGGUGGAUCUGGAUCCGGUGGCCAGGGAGCUAAUAUAUUCUCUAAGAAUGCCUCGCCGCAAAAGCUUUCCAAUGGCCAGCAGCAACAGGUUUACUGCAGUUACCUCCAGAAUCAGGCGGGACAGGGAGCCGCGCAGUCCUCCGUUUCGAAUCCACAACAACCGCCGAAUGGCCAGACGUCCUUUUCCAAUGCCAACUUUAAGAUGCGGCAUGCCAAUCAGUCUGCUGCCAAUCACAACCAGGGGCAGAUCAUCUACGCCAGUUACGCGGGCCUGCCACAGUCAACCGUGCAGCAUCAUUCAAAAUGCCCGGAACCCGAUCAACUGUCCUGCUUCGGACAGGAGCAGGAGUGCAUUUCAGCCAGCAGAUGGUGCGACAAUGUGGUGGACUGUUCGGAUGGAAGCGAUGAGUCUGCCUGCACUUGUGCGGACAGGCUGGACGAGGAGCGCCUCUGCGAUGGCUAUGCGGAUUGCCCGAUGGGCGAGGAUGAGUUGGGCUGCUUUGGCUGCGAACCUCUGGCCCACUCCUGCUACGAAAACCCCACUGAGUUUGCCAAACACAAUCAAUCCACCCUCUCCAUGUGCUACAGCCGCUUGGAACGCUGCGACGGCUUCAUGAACUGCCUCAAUGGGCGUGACGAGCUUGAGUGCAGCAUGCUGGUCAUCGAUGUGGCAGAUCAUAUGUCCCAUGCUGCCUCGGCCUCUGAGGGAUUUCUGUAUCAUAAUUAUCGUGGCGAUUGGCAUCCUGUGUGCAACAAUGGACAGAAGUGGGCAGCUGCCGCCUGUGAGUUGGAAGACGAAAAAGCCGGCGUGGAUCUAGGCUUCAAGGCCCUGACCCUACCCGGACCAUUUAUAGAGCCCUCCCUGCAGGCUGGAGUCCAAUUCGCCCAAGCCUGCCAUGGUCGCAAUAGUCAUGACUCCCUCGAAAACCACGUGGCGUACGUCAAGUGUCCUCCAAUGCAGUGCGGAGUUCCCAAGAAUGCUACGAAGGUAGUCCACUCCAAGAGAGUCAAGAGAACUGUGUCGGAGUCUGGCGAAAAUUUUGGCAAUGGACGCAUUGUGGGUGGCCGCUACACGAGUGAUCUCCAGUGGCCUUUUGUGGUGGCCAUUUACCGAGACGGAAAGUUCCACUGCGGAGGAACCAUCUACACCGAACGUUGGAUCAUCAGCGCUGCCCACUGUGUCAUCAACUUUGCCAAGUAUUACUACGAGGUGCGAGCUGGCCUCCUGCGCCGCACCAGCUACUCACCGGCUACGCAAAUCCAGCCCGUGUCCCAUGUUGUGGUCCACCAGGCAUACGAGCGGAGGAGUAUGCGAAAUGAUCUUUCUCUGCUUCGCAUGGCCAGUCCCCUUAACUUCAAUCGUUGGGUGAAGCCCAUCUGCCUGCCGGACCAGGGGCGCACGACCAUCGGAGAUGAUUGGAUCUGGGGACCUGUGGAGAACACCAUGUGCACAGUAGUUGGUUGGGGAGCGAUUAGGGAAAAGGGUCCCAGCAGUGAUCCUCUUCGCCAGGUGAUUGUGCCCAUCCGCAAACGGUGCACAGAUCCUGAGGAUCAAGCCUCAGAGAACAUUUGUGCCGGCGAUCCACACGGAGGACGCGAUGCUUGUCAAGGAGAUUCAGGUGGUCCCCUUUUCUGCCGCAGCGUGUCUCGACCGGAAGAACUGUACCUCGCCGGAGUAGUGAGCCACGGCAAUGGCUGUGCAAGGCCGCAGGAGUUCGGCGUUUACACCCGAGUCACCCUUUACCUGGACUGGCUGGAAAUGGCGGUGAAUCCUAGAAAUCUGCCUGGCCGGCAGCCGCUGCAACUCUGUCCAGGAUUCAUCUGUGUGUGGGGCGGCAAGCGAUGCAUAGCCAAGCGCCAGCGAUGCGACCGCAAUGUGGAUUGUCUGGGUGGGGAAGAUGAGGUCGGAUGUUCUUACAACUUUAUUCCAGAUAUGGUUGGAGCCGGAAAAAACAUAAGCACCACCACGGAAAGCGACUACCAUCCUGAGGAGGCUAAGAUUCGGGAGCUGAUUCCUUUUGAAGAUUUAGAUUUGGAGGCGGACAAAGACGAGGAGGAAAUCACUGAGACCACUACAUUAUUUGACGAUUCCACGGAAGGACAACUGGAAGAUAUCUCCACAAGUACUUUAGGAGAUCUAACUACAACUGAAGAUGUAACAUAUCCCAGUUCGAUGGUUGACUCAACUACAUCAGAUUUAGGAAACAUAACACCAUCAACAGUCCCAGAAACUACAUCUGGACCUACCAGUACCCUGCCUACCACAUCAGAUAUAACCACAAGUACGGCAAUGCCAACGUCCACUGAGGAUUUCCAGAAAAUGUUUGACCUUGUCACCCAACUCAUGGAAGAGAGAACAACUAGUACGGUCAAGGAGGAGCUAGUGACCACAACUUCUUCUGUAUCCACGACUAAAGCGGCAUUCCCAGUGACAACAGAGGAAGCUCCUGAAACAACAGCCAUAGAAUCAACUACAACGAUUAGCAGCACCACCACUCCAUUAAUCACAACCACAACAGGAAUACCCACCACUGUUCAGUAUGAAGAGACCACCGUGACCACCUUGGCUCCAACUACAAGUACCAUUGUUACUGUUAUUUCCUCAACUACUACUCCUAAGGCUACUACUACCUCGAGGCCAUUGAGGACCACCACAGAAAAGAGUAGUAGCUUCCAUUCUCAGGAGGACGAGGUGCAGAUUCCCAAUAAGUUUGUGUGUAAAAUAAUGCCUCAAAUCAUUGACAUUCAGAUGCACUGCGAUCGAAAAGUUGACUGCGAAGAUGGAACUGAUGAAUUGGACUGUUCCUGCAAGGACUACUUGAAGGGCAGUCUAGCAGCUCUAAUAUGUGAUGGCAAGGACGAUUGUGAGGAUCUGUCAGAUGAGCAGGAUUGCGGAGGCUGCCAUGCUAACGAGUUCCGUUGUCCUCUUUCGAAGACUUGCUUGCCUCUAAGCAAGCGAUGUGACAAUGAAGUGGACUGCAAGUUCAAGGAGGAUGAGAAGGAUUGCUUUGCCCUGACCAAUGGACAUGACGUGCAUUUCCAUGUCCACCAACAGCCCAAGUUCAGCAGUGCCGGAAUCUUUUCGAGAAACGCUCAUGGAGUGUGGCGGGUUGUUUGCGCCCAUGAAACAGGCUAUCAUGAGCAUCAAGCCAACACGGCGGACGCAGUGUGUGCCCUCCUGGGAUUCAAGGGAGCCCACUACUUCAACAGCACUGAGUUUGUGAGCCACCAGGAAAUGCAUCCCAUUACGCCAGAGCUGAAGGGUGGCAGGACCCGCCUGGCUUCUCAUAUUCAUGCAAUGGUGGGAGACAACAUUCAGCUGACGGAAAAUGAAAUAAUAAUACCAGAGCUGGGUCAUCCAAGCGCCCCGAGACCGGAAAAGGAUCGCCUGCUGCCCACCAAGUGCUUGGGUAUCUAUGUGGAGUGUAACCCCUUUUCCAACAAAACCACUCCCCUGAAAACACUAAGUGCUGGCCAAGCAGUCAAACCAAAACUGAAGGACGAGGUGCCACAACUUCUGCCCACUAUCGAAACCCACAGCAGACCCAACGUCCACUUCAAGCCGCAGCUACCGCCAACGGUCGUGAAUAAAAAGGACGAAAUACUGGACCGUCUGGAUAAUCUGAUUAAGAGCAAGAAAAACAAAACCCUGCUGGUGAACGAGGAGCUCCACGAAGCCAUCGAGGAGCUGCACUGGCCCUGGCUGGCUGACGUCUACUCGAACGGGGAUCUCUGGUGCAUCGGUGUGCUCAUCGACAAGCACUGGCUGCUGGUCCACGAGAGCUGCAUGUUUGGCAUCAGUCUGAAGACGCACUUCGUCAGUGCCCUACUGGGAGGUGGAAAAACCAAGAGAUCGCUUCACCGUAGUAACCAGGAGCAGAUUCGAAGGAUAGACUGCUUUGACCCGGUGCCCAAGUCCAAUGUGUUGCUUCUCCACCUGGAAACCCCGGUUAAAUUUACUCACCAUGUGCUGCCUACAUUUUUGCCCGAAAGUUCCCUUGAAAAUGAAGACACUUCAAGAAACUGCAUCAGUGUGCUGCACGACGAUUUCACGGGUCGCAUCAAAACAGUGGCCAUAACCAAAGUGGCCAACAAUUCCGAGUGCACGUCCUGCUACAAGCUGCAGGAGAAGCAGCCCCCCGUUAAUCUGAUGCGCCUGCUGAAUGUCAGUGCCGAGGACAUGGCCUCCAUUUCGGAGGAGGUGGAGCUCAUCAACGGGGUGGCUCCCACUGAGCUGCCGGCCAUAACAAAGUUCACCAGCUGCCACCAGUUUGGCCUGAAGAACGCCAGUGAUUUCCAUCACAAUCCCAGCGAUCAGGGAGUGCUGGUUUGUCGCGACUCGCACUCUGGGUGGUUCCCCACGGCCAUGUUUAGCUACAACAACUCGGACUGCCAGAGUUUUAGGCAGCCGUUUGCCAUUCGGACAUUGGAGCAGGCGUACAAAUCGCUGCAGGAUAUUAUAGACAAGCUCAGUUGCAGGAAUCUGCAGCCAGUUCCGGAGUGCAGCACUCAUCGCUGCCCGUUGGGGCUCUGCCUGCCACAAACGGCCAUCUGCAAUGGCCGAUCCGACUGUCAUGAUGGCAGCGAUGAGGAGGAAACCAGAUGUCGGCACUUGAAGCAACGAUGUGCCCCCGGCGAGAUGAAGUGCCGCUCCAGCUUCAAAUGCGUGCCCAAAAACAAGUUCUGUGACCACCAGCCAGACUGCGAGGACAUGACUGACGAACCCACUAUUUGCAGCUGCUUCACCUACCUACAAGCCACUGAUCCUUCCAAGAUAUGCGAUGGCAAACGAAACUGCUGGGACAAGAGCGAUGAAAGUUCUGUGCUUUGCAAUUGCACGGCAGACCAUUUCCAAUGUAGCUCCUCCCCUGAAGAUUGUAUACCCCGUGAUUUCGUGUGCGACAAGGAACCGGACUGCCCCAAUGGCGAAGACGAGCGGUACUGCUUUGGAAUAGAACACCCUCUGCAUCUGCAGAAGAAAGACUUUUGGGCCAAUAGCCAGCACACGCAACCUGAAGCAGCACCCCAGUAUGGACAGGUUAUCGAACAGACCUACGGCAUCUGGCACACAAAAUGCUUUCCGAAGAGCUCGCCGCCGCAGGUCGACGAGGUGCGGGAGAUAUGCAAGAAGCUGGGAUACAACCCGUAUAGACAGCCCAGCUACCGGCUCAUAGACGACGAGGAGAACAAGGCCGUGCACACCUACGAGCUAGCAGACCGACAGGGUCGCAGCUUCAGCAACGACACUCUGGUGGGAAAGUACCGGGACUCCACCAAGGCGCUGAUCAUCAGCAAGUUCUCGCCGCUGCAGCUCAACGAGCGGCUGACGCUCUUCUUGAAAUCCAGCCGGCCCAUUGCCGAGCUGGUUAGGUGGAACGCCACCGAUUCCAGCAGGUGCUACAGACUGGAGAUUCGGUGUGCUUGA